This is a messenger RNA of Jatropha curcas, 1640 nucleotides long. The record is from RefSeq and is a predicted model, not a curated record. Lineage: Eukaryota; Viridiplantae; Streptophyta; Magnoliopsida; Malpighiales; Euphorbiaceae.
UUGACCCAGUUACUAAUUCUUUUGGUUUGAUAUUAUUAAAAAAGAAUGGCAUUUUUGUUAUCUACAGUUGCAGCAAGCAAGCUAAGCUUGAAACUUGUCAACAAUGAUGGUGAAUUACCAGAAACAUCAGCUGCUAACAGUAUUUUCACGGGCUUGAGUUUAGAGACCAGAACACACGACAAGAGACUCUCUUUUGUUACUUGAGCUGUUAAGAACCGAACAAGUGUUGAGUUGAAACAGGAAAGUUAUGCUAAAAUAGGGCCACGAAAACGAGGUAGAGACUUAGUUUCGAGUGAGCGAAGAAAGAAGGAUGAUAGAUAUGGACCUAUUUGCUCUGGUUGUGGGAUUUUUAUGCAAUAUAAAGAACCGAACCUUCCUGGUUAUUAUCAAAAAAGAAAAAUUACCAUUGAAAGAGAUGAAGAGGAUAUUGAAAUUGGGUUUGAAGGGUCUGAGGAAGAAUUCGAAGAGGAAGAAGAGGAAUUUGAGAAUGGAACUGAGGGUAAAUUUGAGGGAAGUGAUGGGAAUAAAGACAAUUUGGAGGAGGGAGAUAAGUUCGAUUGGGAUUCUGAUGAAUUUGAAGCAAUGUUAGGAAAAGAAGAUGAUGAUUUGGAUUUGAAUGGUUUUGCUCUUGCUGGUGUUGGUUAUGAUAAUAUUACAGAUGAAAUAGUAGAGAGAGAGGGAGAGGAAGAAAAAGAUCAAAAGAAAGUUUCAAAAGCAGAGAAGAAGAGGAUGGCUAGAGAGGCCAAAAAGGAAAAAGAUGAGGUUACAAUGUGUGCUUGGUGUCAUUCUUUGAGGAAUUAUGUACAUGUUAAGAAUCAAACAGCUGAAACUUUGAUUCCUGAUUUUGAUUUUGAUAGAUUGAUCGCUACUAUGUUGAUAAAACCAAGUGGUAAUGUCCAUGCUACUAUUGUCAUUAUGAUUGUUGAUUGUGUUGAUUUUGACGGUUCAUUUCCUAAAUGAGCUGCAAUGUCCUUGUUCAAGGCAUUGGAAGGAGCCAAGAAUGAAUCUAAAGCUAGUAAAAGGUUGCCUAAACUUGUUCUUGUAGGUACAAAGGUUGAUCUCCUCCCAUCACAAAUUUCACCUACUAGAUUAGAUAGAUGGGUCAGGCACAGAGCUAGAGCAGGAGGUGCACCUAAGUUAAGUGGAGUUUAUUUGGUUAGUGCUCGAAAGGAUUUGGGCGUGAGAAAUUUGUUGUUUGUCAAGGAAUUAGCUGGUCCUCAAGGGCAUGUAUGGGUUAUUGGGGCUCAAAAUGUAGGUAAGUCAAAUCUAAUCAAUGCAUUUGCAAAGAAAGGAGGGGCCAAAGUAACAAAGCUCACAGAUGCUUCAAUUCCUGGAACAACACUCGAAUCACAAAAGAGAAAAAAGCUUCAAGAGAUGAAUGCAGAAUCUCUUUCAGGGGUAUCUACAUGAAAGAGAAAUAAGAAAAUGCUUGCUUGAAUAGGUAAGAUUUUGGUUUCUCUCUUUUCCUUUCUGCAACUUGUUUGGGCUUAAAGCUAUAAAUCGCAACAUGUAAUAAAAACAGAUUUUGUAUUUAUUAUCCAAAGAACAGAAAUUGUAGUGAUAGAUGAACUUUUGUUUGACUGGUUAUGCAGCUUCUAAGUUUUGUUUGGUGGCAUUGAUUGUGGAAAGAAGGUUGGUUU